CUUUUUGCACUUCGCUUACUUUUUUAGUAAUUAAGUACCUUAUAAUAGAGUAUUGUCUCUCCAUUUAAGACCAGUUUGUCACACUAAUGUUUUGAAGGCAGUAACUUAAAAACAACGAGCAAGUUUAUAUCCGCUUUGAGUUAGUCGACCUGUUAUAUCUGAGUCGACCGGGGGUAAUUCUGUACAGAUUUCUAAUUCAAACACGGCCGAAAUUAUCAUUUGGAUACAUUCUGGUGGCUACUAGGGGCCGCAUCUAAUGCGGGGUGAUGACCUCGCUGGGAAUUCUCUUGGCCAGAAUUUCACCACGAACGGUUAAUGCGUGCAAGGUAGUUCGGCAUACGGAUCCUUCGCGCUGUGCGAUACAUAAGGCUCUAAACCAAGGAAACGCAACACAUCAGUCUUAAAACCCAGCUCCUCUCCCACCUAGUUGCCCUUUGUUCUCUUCCAGGAUUCGGACAUCGACGUCCAUCACAAAUAUGAAAAUCGCCUCCAGAUCGACCAAGGCCGCCGCAUCUGCGGCUGUUAUUGAGAUCGUGCUAGCAAGACCGGAUCUCUCUCACAGUCAGAAAUGCUGCUAUACUCUGGCAGCAAAUCCUAUAUUGCAGAGUAGAGUCGUCUACCCCAACUCGACGACCUACGAGGAUCGUGUUGAAUCGAUCUGGUCGUUGGACGCAGCUCUAUCGCCCUGGUGCAUUGUCCUACCAGCAUCAACUGAAGAGACUGCAGCAGCCAUCAAGAUUAUCGACACCAAUGAGUGUCCGUUUGGCAUCCGUAGUGGUGGCCACGGAACGUUCACGAACUCGAACAAUAUCGAGGACGGUGUAACAAUUGACUUUGGUUAUAUGAAUUCUACAACCUAUGACCCAGCAACUAAUACCGCCUCUCUCCAACCAGGUGGCAGGUGGGGUUCUGUCUACAAGGCAUUAGAACCAUACGGCGUGUCAGUCGCUGGCGGGCGACAAAACCCCGUCGGAGUCGCCGGCUUUCUACUGGGCGGCGGCAAUUCCUACUACAACAAUGCGCACGGAUGGGGCUGCGACACAGUCAAAAACUUUGAGGUCGUACUUGCCGACGGGCGGGUAGUCAAUGCCAACGCAGCAGAGCACCGCGACCUGUGGAUCGCGCUCAAGGGCGGCACCGGCAACUUUGGGCUGGUAACGCGGUUUGACGUUGAAGCUAUCGCCUAUGCCGACCCAUUUGAUCCAGUAUUUUGGUGUGGUACACUGUCCUGGGGCAAGAAUAUGUCGGAUAGUGUGAUUGACGUCCUGGUCGAAUUUGCGGACAAUGCACCGAAUGAUAUCCGCAGCACCUCGCAUUGCCUCAUCCCGUACUUACCCGUUGGCGGCUGGACACUCGUCUGCGCGCUCGUAAACAUUGAUAAUAAGCCCACAGAACCAGCUUUUGAUGGCUGGAUGUCUAUACCCUCUCGUCUUGGGUCGACAAUGCGACACGAUACAAUGUGGAGCAUUGCCGAGGAGGCCUCGGGACCCGGCGGAGCUCAUAAUUUCAACAUCCCUUGCGCCGUCAGGAACGACCCUAGGAUUCUGAAAUACAUCUUUAAGCGGCACGAGGAGCUUGUGAAGCAAGUUACCGAGACCGUUCCGCCUGACACAGUUUGGUAUAGCCUACUACAAUUUCAACCUAUCACAGUACCAAUGGUAGCACAUGGCAAAGGACUCAACGCCCUUGGCCUCGAGGACGAGAUAGCUACGGGCCCCGGGAUUAUGAGUAGCAUAACAAUGCAGAUGGCUACGCCUGAGCUUGAAGCUAUAAUGUAUACGCUUGCGCUGAAAUGCCAGACAGACAUCGAAGAGUACGCCGCGUCGAUGAAUGGGUUGUGGGAAUGGAGGUACCUUAACUACGCUGAUCUCACUUAUGAUCCGAUUGCGAGCUAUGGAAAGGAGUCUGUUGAGAAACUUCGUGAAGUUUCUCAUCAGUACGAUCCGAAGGGUGUGUUCCAAUACUUACGCAAGUCAGGGUUCAAAAUUCCCAAGUGAAUCAAAAUGAAGGAUAUCUCCGUAGGUUCUUCUAGGUUAGCGCUCUGGAACAGGACUUUGGUGCUAACGCGACGAUAUCUUCUCGUACGCACAAUAGCAAAGACUCUUGUUUUAACAAGAAUAAGUCUAUCUCUAAGAGACACCCUAUUGUGCAUCCUUGACCACCUAACGUACCCUUAGUGAUCUUUACAUUUCCAUAACGAUUAAUGCUCUGAUUAAUUUUCGAGUUAAAUAUUUUCUUAAUAAAAUUAAACUUUGUUUUCAG
Messenger RNA from Truncatella angustata, 2262 nucleotides. RefSeq lists its product as uncharacterized. Bases 477 to 1997 code for a protein of 506 amino acids. The transcript is spliced from 4 exons. NCBI's taxonomy places the organism in Eukaryota, Fungi, Ascomycota, Sordariomycetes, Amphisphaeriales, Sporocadaceae. The record is from RefSeq and is a predicted model, not a curated record. Gene Ontology annotation, molecular function: oxidoreductase activity; FAD binding.